CAAAAUCACACUGAGAAUUGUCAGCUUUUGACAGCUUAAAGUUCGCGAGCAAGGUGAAAAGUUGAACAAUUGUUUACACUGUUUCAGUAAAUUAGAAUUUCGUAAAAUUUGCAUAAAUUUGCAACAAACGCGGGUCAACGAAAGUGAAAGAUUAAUUGCAAUUUGUGUAAAGCGAGGUCAACACAAGGUAAACUAGUUCAGCACAAUACGUUAAGUAAACAAAAGGGUUUGUAUUUAUUUACUCGCACAACUACAACUACAACAAAAACAAGCCAGUAGUAGAUGCAUGACUGCAGCAGCAACAGCAACAACAAAACAAUCUUCAAUCUUAAUCGGAAAACAAACAGAAGAACAAUGCAAAGCAAAUAGUAACAAACAGCAGCAGCAACAACAACAACAACGAUCCUUCCAAUACAUAGCAACUAGCGGGUAAAAGAAAAAACACCCAAAAAGAGAAAAAAGUACAACGCUCAAAGCAACAACAAUAAUAACAACAACAACAUAGCAACGCAACAAUCGCACAACAACGACAAGUCAAUUGCAAGGACUUCCUAACAACAACAACAAAAACACAUAAAAAAUAGUAGAAAAUUCGAAAUACAACAACAAAAGCACUGUGAAAACCAGUAGCAACAGUGGUACAACGACAACAACACGGAUGCGAAAAGGAACAAUAACUUGCAGCUAAUAGAGGCAACGCCGGAGACGACGAAACGAAAGCAGUGAAAGCAACUAGUUAACUAGGACACACCUGUUGCCUGCACAGCUUUCUCGCGCCUUCAAUCGCUGAAGUUGCCACAUUGCGUUCAACCACCACUCAACACACUCAGCCGACAUUUGACAAUAACAUUUGAGGUUAACAUUUUUUCGCGUACAUCACAUCAUCCGUCAGCCCGUCAGCUUUAAGCCCAUUACAGGCAAACCGGAAUUGAUAACUGUGUCUUGGACGUUCUUACUGCCAUUGCAACGCACUCUUCGCUUUGUCGAGUAUUGGUAAGCCAUUAGUCGUCGUCAUUCAUCGAAAUGGGUCGCAAAAUCACUGUCGCCGUGUCGACGCUCAACCAGUGGGCGCUUGACUUUGAAGGCAAUUUGGCGCGUAUACUGCAGUCCAUACUGGAGGCGAAGGAUAUGGGCGCUUGCUAUCGCACCGGUCCGGAAUUGGAAAUAACUGGUUACAGCUGCGAGGAUCACUUCUUCGAGCCCGACACAUUUCUGCACUCGUGGGAAGUGUUGCUGGAGAUAAUGCUGUCGCCGCUGUGCGAAAAUAUGCUUAUCGAUGUUGGUAUGCCGGUUAUGCAUCGCAAUGUUGCCUACAAUUGUCGUGUUGCCUUUUUCAACCGUCAGAUAUUGCUGAUACGCCCUAAAAUGGCAAUGGCUGAUGAUGACAACUAUAGAGAAUCACGUUGGUUCACUUCGUGGACAAAGUCUCUUCAAACGGAGGAGCAUUACUUGCCACGCAUGAUUUCUCAACACACUGGGCAGACGUCGGUGCCAUUCGGUGAUGCCGUUAUCGCUACUAAGGACACUUGCAUCGGCUAUGAGAUUUGCGAGGAAUUAUGGAAUGUUCGCAGCAAACAUAUCGAUAUGUCACUCUCGGGUGUGGAGAUCAUUGUCAAUGGCUCGGGAUCCUACAUGGAACUGCGUAAGGCGCACAUUAGCACCGAUCUGAUACGCAAUGCCAGCUUCAAGGCGGGCGGCGCUUAUCUCUUCAGCAAUUUGCGCGGUUGCGAUGGACAACGUGUCUACUUCAAUGGAUGCUCGGCGAUAGCAAUGAAUGGUGAAAUUGUGGCGCGUAGCAAGCAAUUUGCGCUGCAGGAUGUGGAAGUAACUUUAGCCACCAUCGAUUUGGAGGAGAUCCGCUCGUACCGCGUGUCGCAACGUUCACGCUGCACAUUCUCCGCCUCGGCGCCCAACUAUCCGCGCAUCAAUUGCGACUUUGAGAUGUCAACACAUAACGACAUUUUCAAGAGCUCAUCCACGCCCAUGCAAUGGAUUUAUCAUACACCCGAAGAGGAAAUUGCUAUGGGUCCCGCCUGUUGGUUGUGGGACUAUCUACGCCGCUCGGGUCAGGGUGGUUUCUUUUUGCCGCUCAGCGGUGGCGUCGACUCCAGCAGCUCUGCCACUAUUGUCUACUCCAUGUGUCGCAUGAUCGUGAAUGCCGUACAAGGCGGUGAUGCGCAAGUGCUACACGAUAUACGUAAGAUCUUAGCUGACGCCGAAUACACACCGGACAAUCCGGCAACGCUGUGUAAUCGUCUGCUGGUCACAUGCUUUAUGGGCAGCGUGAACUCCAGCAAGGAGACACGUCGUCGCGCUACGCAAUUAGCCAGUCAAUUGGGCAGCUAUCACAUCGAAAUCAGCAUCGACACUGCCGUUAAUGCGCUGUUGGGUAUCUUCAACGCGGUCACCGGUCUCUCGCCACGUUUUCGUACUCAAGGCGGUUGUGCGCGUCAAAAUCUGGCGCUGCAGAAUAUACAAUCACGCAUACGCAUGGUCUUGGCGUACAUGUUUGCGCAGCUGAUGCUGUGGGUGCGCAAUCGCCCCGGCGGAUUGCUGGUGCUCGGCUCGGCGAAUGUCGACGAAGCGCUGCGUGGUUAUAUGACAAAGUAUGAUUGCUCGUCGGCCGACGUGAAUCUCAUUGGUGGUAUCUCGAAAACCGACUUGCGCCGUUUCCUCAACUACGCGAAAGAGAAGUUCAAUUUAACCGUUUUGGAGUCAAUUAUCGAAGCACCACCCACAGCCGAAUUGGAGCCGCUGCAGGAUGGUCAGCUCGUACAAACCGACGAACAGGACAUGGGCAUGACCUACGCAGAGCUCAGCGAGUAUGGUCGCUUGCGCAAACAGGCGAGCUGUGGGCCAUACAGCAUGUUUUGUAAGUUGGUCGCGACUUGGCGCGCCGACAUGAGUCCGAAGGAGGUCGCCGAUAAAGUGAAGCACUUCUUCCGUUGCUACGCCAUCAAUCGUCAUAAAAUGACUGUCCUAACCCCAUCGGUGCACGCCGAAAGCUACAGUCCGGAUGACAAUCGCUUUGAUCAUCGCCCUUUCUUGUAUCGCGCCAACUGGAGCUGGCAAUUCAAGGCCAUCGACGAUGAGGUGGAGAAGCUACAACCCGGUUAUACACCCUCCGCACCGCAUACGCAUCCGAGUAGCGAUGAUCUGAUGUCACACGAGUCGCUACAUCGUUCCUCGCAUCGUUCAACACAUUUGGAAUCGAAGACCUCAUCACCGUUGUCGUGUUCUUCCAUCGACGCUGCUGGCGGCGCCGCCGGUAUUGGCGCUGGACCCAGCGGCAGUAUGGGUACUUUGGGUAAAAAGUCCAGUGGCUAUUCUAAGGUGCAUGUGAAUGUGCUCGGUAAGAUUAAGGAUCGCACUGGUAUACCGGUUUAGGACAUGUGGUUCGAGGAAUGGCGUUUCGAAGUUUGUCUCACUACGAAACUGUUGCAUCGGUAGUGGGUGUGAUGGAGUGGAGGGAAAGUUAAUUACCACAUGCUACAUACGAGUAUAUCAAUAAUAUUUUUUUGUCAAAGCUUUUAGCUUAAGUUUGCUUAAUUUCUAUAAAGUUGAAAUGCAAUUUGUUCCUUACACAUACAUACAUCUCACUAAUUUUCCUUAAUUUGUUUAUUAUGUUCCUUUAAUAUAUUUUUAUAAUUGUUCUCAAGCCAAAUUGUUGUUAUUAUGUAAGAUUUUAAGCUCUAUUUUGUUCAAAAUUUUGUUAAUUAAAAUAAGCUUUAUGUUUUCUUAAUUUCUUAAUAAAAUUUCCUUAAUAUUUUUAAGUUUUGAAAAGUGGUCCACGGUGUUAUACAUAUGUUUUAAAUUCUAUGAGCAAAACAUGGUGUACAAAUAAUCGAAAAGCUAUAUUUUUCUAGAAUUCAUUUCACUUUAAAUUUUUUGCAAUUUUUAUUAUGCUUUUAAUAAAUUUUCAUAAAAUAUUGUUUUUGGUUAUCCCUGUUUAGCCAAUAUUUGUUAUUUUGAAAAUGAAACUAAUCUUUAUAAUAAUAGAAAACAAUUUUGAGACCUCUGUAUCCAAGCUGCUUGCCUUAAAACUAUUUUGCUAAACUUAAGGAUUCACCUUUUCAUAAAUCUACUUUAAAUAACUGUUUAAAAAUUGUUUUAAUUGUUGUCCGAAAUAUAAAUUACCGUACGUUAAGCCUACAUAGUAGGUCGAGAAGUUUCUUGGUAAAAAAGUUAUUUUGUAGUGGGCUCAAGCUCAAGAAAAGCUGGUUGUUUUUAAUAGCUUUAAUUAACUACGAUUUAAUUUCAUCUUGUAUUAAUAUUGUUGUUGUUGUAGUAACUACUUAUGUAAUAUUGAAUCUAUGUCUCUAGCCUUCUUUUAAUUCUCUUUACUUCACUGUGUGCUUAGCAUUAUUGAGAAAUUAAAUAAAAGCAAUACUACUUAUUUCUGGAUCCCUAAUGGGGACUUUAAUAUUCUAAAUGUUAUGUAAAAGUAUUUUGUCUCACUAAUUGUUUUUGUUAUAACUCAAAAUUCUUGCAACAAGUCAAUAGAGUUAAAAAAUAUAUUUUUAUUUAAAUUAAAAAAAUCUGAAAAUACAAGCUUUUAAAAAAUUUGUUUAUAAAUAAUCCUAAAAUUGUUUAACUAAAUUUGGUUUUCUUAGAUUCAUUUAAAAAAAAAACCUAAUAAUUCUUAAAUGUUAAAAUUAACAGUUUAAUGGGUUAUUUAUAAAUUAUAUAAUUAUCAAAAUACUAAUUCAGGUAUACAUAAUAUUUUUUUAUACUUCGUGUUAAAAAAUAGUUUCUUGGCUUAAAUUUCCGAAAAAAAAAGAUUUUUAUAAACAAGUUUUAAAAAGUCAAGUCUAGUAGUCCUUAAUUUUUAUUUUGCAUUUCUUUUAUUGUAAUAUUAUCAAAUAAAUUUGGUUUUAAAAACCUUUGAUCUUUAAAUACUAAAUUAAAUAUUUAUAUUUUAUUACUAUUAAUAUAGCAUUAUAAAUAAUCCCAAAAUUUUGUUAAAAUUUCUCUUUAAAAUUUUAAAAUCAUUUAGACUUGCUUGUUAUUGAUGAAAUUUCCUUAAAAACUGAAAUGGAAUAAGUAAACUGUAUAUUAAGAAGAACCAGUAAACAAUUAAACUUUGUAAGCUUUAUAAGCAUAGUGCAUAUACUAUUAAAACUAUAUAUAAACACCGAUCCUUGGAAUAUUGUUAGAAAAAUAAAAUAAAAUUUACAGAAAAUUACAUUUAAUUUCUAAAAAUUGGGUGAAUUAAAAAAUUCUAAACUUUACAUUUUAUUACAAAAAAAAAAUCCAAAGCCCUUAAGCUCAGUACACAAUUUAUUUUAUAAUUAUCAACUUUUUAGCUCUCAACAUCACAUUAGUUAUAUUAUAAUGAAAACUGAAAUUGAAAAAGAAAACUAUCAACGACAUUAAUGGAAUUGUUUAAGGAAUUUAUUUUCCAACAACAAAUAAAUUUGUUUGUAAACAUUUAAGUAGAAGAAGAAGAAAAAAAAAUCAAUUAUUACAUCUUUAAAGAAUACAACAGAACUGUUAGCUUACAUAUUGUAACUCUUAAGCAUUAUUAUUGUAAAGAAAAUUCAUACAUUUAACAACAAAAAACAACAAAAACAAAUAACUAAAAUUAAAAUUAAAGUAAAAGUAAAACAACGCCUUUGUAACUAUCAAGUAGUACUAGUUCGUAGACAACGUUGAAUACCAAUAAUAAAAAGUUAACUACAUUAAACAAAUAAUUGAAAUGAAAAAUAAAAUAAAGUAUAUAAAUAAAU
Messenger RNA from Zeugodacus cucurbitae (melon fly), 5729 nucleotides. It is a transcript of the gene Nadsyn, whose product is annotated as glutamine-dependent NAD(+) synthetase. The record is from RefSeq and is a predicted model, not a curated record. Gene Ontology annotation, biological process: NAD+ biosynthetic process. The transcript has 11 exons. The coding region runs from base 1024 to 3387 and encodes 787 amino acids. Gene Ontology annotation, molecular function: glutaminase activity; ATP binding; NAD+ synthase (glutamine-hydrolyzing) activity. NCBI's taxonomy places the organism in Eukaryota, Metazoa, Arthropoda, Insecta, Diptera, Tephritidae. Gene Ontology annotation, cellular component: cytoplasm.